AUGGAAGUAUGCAAGAAACAUGACAAUGUGUACAUUUCAGGUGCUAAUCUGGACAGCUCUUUCAGAAAGUCAGGACCAAUUACGGAUGUUAAGUUUGAAAAGUCGUCUGUUAUGCUGAUGGAACCUCACACAAGAGGACAAACUGAUGAGCUGGGAGUUCCCCAGAGGUUAAUGCCCUACCGUCAGUCAUGUGCUACUGUCAAUCUGAAGUACAACGCAUCAGAGUUUUAUCUUGAAGACUGUAAAGAUGAUUCUGGUUUGUAUGAUGUUACUAUCGAGGUGGAAAGGCUUUGUCAACCACAACCUGUUCCACCCACUUCCAAAAAGCAAGUUAAUUGCUAA
Fraxinus pennsylvanica is the source of this 342-nucleotide messenger RNA. NCBI's taxonomy places the organism in Eukaryota, Viridiplantae, Streptophyta, Magnoliopsida, Lamiales, Oleaceae. The record is from the annotation of a GenBank genome assembly.